Molecule: messenger RNA, 3309 nt
Organism: Exophiala aquamarina CBS 119918
Lineage: Eukaryota; Fungi; Ascomycota; Eurotiomycetes; Chaetothyriales; Herpotrichiellaceae
Exons: 3
Coding region: 1-3309 (1102 amino acids)
Molecular function (GO): protein binding
Source: RefSeq, a predicted model, not a curated record
AUGGAGCAGGAUUUGAUGGAGGACAUCUUUGUCCAGGAUGAUCUUCGCCCAAGCAUCGCAGAACACGCUUUGCAGUGCGACUCUCUCUUCCGAAAAUACAUGGCUCUUCCUGAGAUCGCACCAGAUCCUACCGUAAUGGACGACCAACUGGCGCGCUUCACACUAUGGGCAUCAAACAUGGAUGUUUAUGGGCCGCUCAAUGUUUCGCUGGAUUACAGGCUGCGAUACAGUCCCACAGUGGUGGAUAUUAUACACCAGCUUUUGGACGUCAUUUGUGAUACUUUGAUGUCUCUUGCAACAAUAGUGAAGCCGGUUGACGAGCCACCUCAGACCCCGAGCAGGAAGAAGCAACGCAUAUCAAGAGACGGCCGUUUAGAAAUCACCAUGAGAGACGAUAGCGAUGCAAGCGAUAUGGACAGUGACGAGGAUCGAGCGGAAGAGAAUAUUUCAAAGAUCACCUAUACUAUUGGAGGAACAGUGACGCGCCUCUUCCGUUUAUCCAAUGCUGUUCGGAAAUCAGCCAAGGCCAACAGGGCCCAGAAAAUGGGAAGGUACAAAGCCGACGAAGAAACAAAAACUGCCAUAGCCGAGUUGCGUCUCUACACAGAAUGCUACAUUCGUUUCCGAUUUCCCUUAGCACCAGAGUCGCUUCACUCGGCAUUGGUCGAGGCCAACGCGCUGCGACUUCGGCGACUGUGCUAUCAGAGGUCACACCGAAGGCGCAUUGACUUGAAGGUCCAGCAGCCCCAGGCAGAGCCUAGUACUGUUCAACUACCCAAGGUCGUGGAUAGUAGUCCGGCUGUGCAUUUUGGCCCAAGCAUCGUCCCGAAACCUGCCACUAUCAACAAAAAGUCGGACCCAACUCUCCCUCCGCCCAUACCGGUAACGAAUGCGACUACUGCUCGACAAACUGCUGUAGCAGCCUUGUACGCCAAAUCGACUACGGAAGUCCCUCGAGCCAAGUCUGUUCUAGUGAACAACAAAUUGUCGUUCCCUCCGAUGCCUCCGACAAGUGAGUGUCCAUAUUGUGGCGUCAUUGUUGAAUUCAAGGGUUCUGCAAGGUUGACAAUGUGGCACAAUCAUGUUAUCGGAGAUCUAGAGCCUUACAUUUGUAUCUCUGCCCACUGCAUGGACUCAAGUCAACAAGAGCCUAGUCCGUUAACGUUCGAAACGUCAAAAGCCUGGAUAAGCCACCUGCAGAACGCUCACAGAUCUACAUGGGAGUGCAGAGCCCCUUCCCACCAUCCAAUCAUUUUCGAGCGGGAGGUUGAGUACCAGGAGCAUUCAAUCAAAGAGCAUGGCGUCCCCCCGGCGCAUGUGGGGACCCUCAGUAGUGCAGCACGACGACCACUUCUCAACAAGAUUCUCGAAUGUCCGUUUGGGGACGAUUUUCAACUCCCCGAAAAGGUCGAAUCAAGUACUGUCUUUUCGAGCGGAGCUCUUCAGUCACAUGUCGCCGCUCAUAUGAAAGAAAUUGCCCUGCUUACCUUGCAAAAAGUACCCAGCCAUUUUGGCGACACAGCUGAGAGCGUUGAUAGCGGCAUGCCAUUAGAAGAUGAUGGGCCAGGUUUUGCAAAGUUGCGUGGAUCAAUGUACAGUGUUCUCGAUGACGAAGCUCUAGACUUCCAGGACGAGGCUGGAGAUGUCAUCUCGAACAAUCACGAAGAGGACAUCAGUCCCUCUGUUGAAAGACUAGACUUGGAUGGAAAAGAUGCCAACGGGAUAACGAACCUUCAUCAAGCAGUGCGGGCUCGCAAUUUGGCGCUGGUCCGCUCACUAAUCGACCAAGGCGAAAAUCUACGCAGCAGAACAAAUGACGGCAGGACAGCAUUGCAUUAUGCUUGUGUGGCUCAUGACGUCGACAUGAUGACACUGUUGUUGGACGCUAAUGACAAUGCCAUCCUGAACUUGGGUGAUAAAAACGGCCUAACACCUCUGCAUUACGCUGCAAAAAGGGGCUUCACUGGUGUGAUGCAACUCCUGGUCGAUCGUGGUGUCGAUACACACAUUACCGACAACAACGGGUUUUCUGCCUACCUCUGGGCUGUAGUUGCUAACCAGGAAGCCGCCGCCGUCAAAAUGCUGAUACUAGGCGUUAAUGUCGACUUCACCGGUGCGGAUGGCAAAACUGCACUAGGUUGGGCAGCCAGCCUGAAUCAUUUGACAAUGGCUCAAAUGCUUGUGGGCCAUGGGGCGGCUGUCAUGUCUACGGCUCAAAACACGCAAAUGGCGCCGUUGGGAGAAGCGGCAGCUUUUGGUGGAUAUCCCACAGUCCUAUUUCUCCUCGAUCAGGGUGCCGAUCCUAACUAUCGUGAUCGCAAUGGAUGGUCCGCCAUACAUUGGGCAGCGGAGGAGGGCCAUGAAGACAUUGUACAUCUAUUGUUGAAAGGAGGGGCCGAUGUCAAUGCUGUCAGUUCCUAUGGUACGUCACCAUUACACUGUGCUGCCAACGGAGGACGAAAAAACAUUGUGAGAGUACUUCUCCAAUAUGGAGCCGACCCUCUUAGGACAACAUGUCAUGGCUGGACUCCACUUCACCAUGCCGCAUUCGCGGGACAUUCUCACGUCGUACAGUUUUUGCUGGGAGAUGACCGGAUAAGGUCCAACGCUUCUCUCCAGGAUAAUCAUGGCUGGUCCAUUCUUCAUUUGGCCAUCCAGAGUCGCGAUCUGGCUACCGUUGGAAUCUUACUUAACAGCUCUGUCAUAACAGAGACCCGCACUCUGUGCGACGAGAGCGGUCUCACGGCAGAAGAGUGGUUAGAUCUUGUGCCCACGAGUCAUUCCUACCAAGCGACAAGCAAUUUGGCCUUUGGCAAGUCACGUUGUUGCAGGGCGGUCACAGGCCUACGACAGGCUGUUGCAGGGGGCAAUAUUCCUCUGACCGAAUUUUUCUUGGAACGAGGUCACGUCGUCAACGACACAGAUUCGGGAAGAAGGACUGCACUAUACUACGCUGCAAAGAAGGGCUUCCUCCUUAUCAUGGACUUGCUCCUAGACAGGGGUGCGGACCCCAAUAUCCUCCCUGUGGGACGCAUGGCCUGGGAAGAAUUCAUUUCUGACGACAUGGUUCUAUCACGCCUUAGACGAGCCGGUUACAGGAAGCGAAGUGCUGAUCCAGAAAUAGAGCAGCAGAUAAGGCUUUUUCUUAGAGCGCCAGAUGAAACCUCUGUUCAAGUUCCGUAUCGAUCAGUCUCAAACCCACAAAAACCCCUACCGGCGCCCAAGCAUCAAAGCCCAGAACCAGUGAGCAAGGUGGAGGUGACCCGCUCAGGCUUGAGCAACUUUUUCAAACGGCUAAGAUCACGGUGA